GCCGGCUCCCGCGGCGACGCAGGCAGGGACCGGGCGGCCUCAGCCCGUCCCCGGGAGGGGACGCGGGGUGCCUGAGGUGAUGGCGGGUGCUAACGGGGCGGCGGCGUCCUCGGGGCUCCGCGUUCGCAGGGCUUGUGCCUGCUGCCGCCGUCCGGUUUGGGGGUACGGGAUGGUGCCGAGCUCCCCGCGGGGUUCGGGAGGAGCGUGGGAGUAAGUGGGCGACGAUUUUAAAUUGGCACCUCGAAACCUAAGUGUCGUACUAGCUUGGGCUGUUACAGUAGUCCCAACUGUUCUAGUACCGCUCUGUUCUGAAAAGGAAGCACUUGUUCCUGUGUGACGUCAGUUGUUUGCUUUCCUUUCCCUCUCUUCGACUCUACAGUAACCUGCCUUUGCUAUUUUAAAUUAGUGUUAGAGCUCAGCCUUGUCUCCAAAGGAAUGAAAGUUGACAUGAGUGUGCUGCUCACAGCUCCAGCCACCCUUCUGCCACCUCCUCACCCUGUUCCCCCCCCCUUUUUAAAUUUCUUGGCCACUGCUAGCAGGGUUUAGUAGACAGACAUCUUUAAAGUUUCUGCAGAUUUCCUGAAAACCCGAGUUUAAGGAGAACGAGGGCAUCCAGUUGAUUUGCCUGACAGAAAUGCCACUAGAUGAGUUCAGCUGCGUUAUUAGACACCAGCGAGCAGAGGGAGGCACCGUUGGAGGCGUUAUUCCAUUCCCAUGAACACCGGCAGUUGGGACUCAUCUAGUCACUCAAGCCGUGAGUGGGCUUGGAAGUCACGGGAAGCCAGGCGUAAUAAGGUCUGCUGCCCCUCAGAGCAGAGCUCAUGAAGUACUUGAAAGGUGCUCAGAUGCUGUUGUGAGAGGGGAAAAAAACAGAGAAGGACUUUAGCGCAUUAAUUCUCAGAUAGCUUUUCUAAAACUUAAACGUUUGCAAUAAGUCAAGUCCUAAGUUCUCUAGUGGGGCUCUGUGUAGUUACGUACAUUCAUACAUACAAAUCCAGUGGUGAGGUCUAAGCUUGCUUCAGUGUUUUGGGAAAAUAUGCGUAUACAAAAUGAUAUGCAGAGUAAACACCAGAAAAGAAACAUACUGCCUAAAUUUUUAAAAUUAUAGCUCUUGUAGUACAAAAUAUCCCCAAACAUAAAUUUAUUAGCCUCUCUUUAUUGGUAAAUCCAGUACAAGUGACUUUAAGUGUGAAGAGGGUGGAGAAAAAGAGUGCAUAUAUCUGCAGAGUGCUACUGACACCUGCAUUCUAACUUCCAUUUUCAAAAUAAUUCUAAAAGCAGUUGAAUGACAAGGGAUGUGAGUUCAAGUAGUACUUUCAAAAGCUGUUCCAUCCACGUUCAUGUUGUCUUCUCUAACCUGUGACUUCUUUUUUGGAGCCAUUUGUUUGGCGUGUUUUUUAUGUGUUUUAUUUGAGAUGAAAACUUAAAUAUCGGCAGGAUGGGGAAACAAUGCGCUCCCACCGCCUAACUCAGUUUGUGGGAUUUUUCCUUUCCAGAACUGCAAGGGAUUAUAUCUUUCACUCCUUAGCCUCACUGCAAAAAGUAUAAGAUUUAGAGAUGUUGGAGGGCUCUGUGGAAAAAUGGAAGCAAGCUCAGAGGCUGCAAAGAAUAGCAUUGCCUGUCAAAACAAUGUUUUGUGCUUUCUUGUUGCAUUUGGUCAUAGCUGCCUGCUUGGCACUGAUUGCAUUACUCUAGAUUAUUAUUCUAUUUAGGAGUCUCAAAAAAAUAGCACAACUAGAGGUCUUGCUUCUUGAAGUGUUAAGUCUUGCAAAAUAAAUUCUCCAGUCAGAUGCUACAGAAAGCUUCUAAAGCAAUGUUUUUCUCUAGAGAAGAAACGAGUACCACUUCAGUGAGCAGUACUUCUUCAGUUCUGUCCUUGUUCAGUGAUAGUAACCAUUAUGUUCCUUUGGAUGAAGAGGAGAAGGGAGUUUGAUGCUCUUUGGAUCAUGCCUCAGGGACCCAAUUAUAUGACAUGCUGAGCAACCUCAAGUCCCAUGGAAAUCAGUCUGAGGUUGAAGUACUUGAUGUUUUGUGUGAUCAGAUGCCAGCAUCAUUAAGUGAAUGCCAAGUGCAGAUUUGGGUUUUGCGCUCUUUGUAUCUUUGCUGCUAGUGGCAGUCAAAUAAAAGGCAAAUAGUAUAAAAUUAAUGUUGAGAUUCUCUUAUUUUUAUCAUCAGAAUGACCCCAAAUGAUCUCAGCUUGCCUUACAGUCCGUGCAUGGGGUUUAAAGAAUUAGCAGCAAAGUAAACUCAUGCUGCUUCUUCUAUAGAGUAAAUAAUUUUGCUUCUGAUUCUUGCAAGCAUAAAUUUCCUAUGAUCCUUUCACAGUCUUUUUGUCAGAGGUGGGUGAAAGUGCUGAAUUCAGAGCUUAUUUAGGCAGCUUACUUUAAUGUGUAUUUUUUGAAAAAGGUAAUGGUUUGGGUGAAUUGGAGAGCUCUUUGUUUUUGAGUGGGUGCUGAAACAUGAAGUAUAUGAUGUAUUAUACAUAUAUUUAAACUGUCCAUGCCACUCUGUUAAUGAACUAUGUUUCCUGAUUCUGUAACAUACCUCCUUGAGUCUCUGUUUUCUCCUGACCUGAACCGGAAUACUGAUCCAUCAUCAAUAGCACGUCCUGAGCAUGUCAUAAAAAUUUCAAGCCAUGGUCCUGUAGACAUGCCUAAGUUCUUGAGUGCACAUAUUAGACUCCAGUUGUUGUAUGAAGCCUGCUCAAUUUAGGAUCAUGACUGUUACUUUUCUAUAAUGAAUUCUGCUCUAUAGUUGUCACCAAGCUGCACAAUGAAGUGUAGCGAUUUUAAAAUAAGAUGUUGUUUAAAAUCAAGAGAACAUUGUUUUGCAAAGUUUUCAUGACAUCUUCCCAGUGAGAUAAUGGGUCUACAGUUUGACGCUUUUUCUUCAACCAUGAGGUUAGUUCUGUAAGCUAGCUCUUUUUGUUCCAUGUUUGCACAUCUUUUGCACGGUAGAGCCCUUGCCUAUGGGUGAGGUUUGCCAUAAAUUAAUGUGUCUGCUUUUGCAGUGCAAUAAAGAGGUUACUUUUUAGAGGGAAACAAAACUCAUCACAAAGGUAAAUUAUCACUGAAUUGCUAUAGAAGAAGCAGCUCCUGGAGAAGCAGAUGAUAAUGUCCUCUGCCUGCAUUAAAAGUAGAUACAGACCUACUCUGAUGUACCUGCAUCCUACUGGGGUCAGGUACUAAGUUUAGUGGUAGAUCAACUUAACAGUUUUUUUUCAGCAAUGCUUUAAGAGAAUAUCAGGAAGUUAGAGUUCAGAAGACUAGGAAUGAAAUUAUUUUUAACAAGGGCCGAUGAGAAGUAUUAAGCAUAAUAGUAUGUUUUGUAUGACAGUGAUAAAACUGAAUGAUUUUUUUCUUUCCUAUUUAAAGGAAGAGCCAAGGCUGGAUGUUCUGAUAAAUAAUGCAGGCAUAUUCCAGUGUCCAUACAUGAAGACAGAGGAUGGUUUUGAGAUGCAAUUUGGCGUAAACCACUUGGGUCACUUCUUGCUCACCAACCUUCUUCUGGGCCUCCUCAAAAAUUCUGCUCCCAGCAGGAUUGUGGUAGUAUCCUCAAAGCUUUACAAAUAUGGAGAGAUCAACUUUGAAGACUUGAACAGUGAAAUAAGUUACAAUAAAAGCUUUUGUUACAGUCGGAGUAAACUGGCUAACAUAUUAUUUGCAAGGGAGCUAGCCCGUCGAUUAGAAGGGACAGGAGUCACUGUCAAUUCACUUCAUCCUGGGAUUGUCAGAACAAAUCUAGGCAGAUACGUGAACAUUCCUUUGCUGGCAAAACCCCUAUUCAACUUGGUGUCAUGGGCUUUCUUCAAAACACCUCUGGAAGGAGCCCAGACUUCUAUUUAUUUGGCUUCUUCUCCUGAUGUCGAAGGCGUGUCAGGAAAAUAUUUUGGGGACUGCAAAGAGGAGGAACUCGUGCCCAAAGCCAUGGAUGAUUUGGUUGCAAGAAAGUUGUGGGAUAUCAGUGAAGUGAUGGUUGGCUUAUUGAAAUAAGUGCCAGGGGGUAUCUGCAAAUAGAAUGCAGAUAACUAUGCAACACACAUUUGCAACAGUGUGAUUCUCACUUUAAGUGCUGUGGGAAUACAGAUUACUCUGCUCAAUAGGUAUUAAAUAGAGGAGUGAUUUAUGCUGGAACUCUGUUUUGAAAUAAAGGACAAUCUUCCUUUAAUAGACGCAGGCAUUCAAAACAAGUCUGAAAUAGAGUUUGAGGGUGUGAAUAUAAUUUCUGGUUAAAUCUGCUUGGAAACUCGUGUUUUACAAAUAAAAAUUGAACAACUGUGUUUUGCAAUAUAUAUGCAUAUUUGUCAUGUUCCACUAUUUGUAGUUGGGCUGGACAAUGCAGGGUACUGAUGGUGAAACACUUCUCCUGUAAAAAGGUUUUGAAAAUAGAUCCUAAUAAUAAUAUUAGGAUUGUUGUCUUUUUUUAAGCCAUCACAAUGAAAAAUGGAAUAAACAGUUUUACCAAUAUCUUACACUGUAAUCAUUUAGGCCUCUGAGUGCUGUUCAAAGACUUGUCAGCCCCAUGGUUCAGUGAACAAAACUGUUGAGCCGUGUACAGUUUAGCUGUGAAGCACAAAGUCAACUUUUUUGAGUGAUGUUGCUGCUAUUCGAUGAGUGCAUACACUUGGUUGUGCAAGCCGUAUUUUUAAUUUCAUGUGUGCUAAACUUGCUAUUUAUUGAUACGCAGACACCUUGGGUUUCAUUAAAAACAUAGUUGAUGGAUGUAUUAUGGUCUUGAUAGGACUUUGCAUGUCACGAAUUGUGUGCACACGAAGUUCAUGAGACACUGCCCAGAUUAGACUGAAGAGAAUGCUUUUCAGUGUGUGUGUUUGGCUUGACUGAUGGCACUUUA
Messenger RNA from Haliaeetus leucocephalus (bald eagle), 4851 nucleotides. RefSeq names its product retinol dehydrogenase 14 (all-trans/9-cis/11-cis) (gene RDH14). Bases 3297 to 3992 code for a protein of 231 amino acids. The transcript has a single exon. NCBI's taxonomy places the organism in Eukaryota, Metazoa, Chordata, Aves, Accipitriformes, Accipitridae. The record is from RefSeq and is a predicted model, not a curated record.